AUGGAUGCGAGCGAGAUGGCGAUUGUGAGGAUGGUGAAAAGUGCCGUGGUGCUAAGUGUAUCAAAGGCAAAGUCAAAGGUUAAGUGGCCACGGCACAAGUACAGCUUACAACAUUCACAAAAUUUGACCUGUGACCUCUGUGUCAAAAUUUUUACCAUGUCGAACCCCAGUAAAGCGGUAUAUGCCGUACCAUUUGGCAGUGAAUUGUCUGAGCCAGUUGCUUUUAAUGGCACAAAAUGGGUGCUAUUAGCCGCUGGUGGAAAUACCUGGUCCAAUUAUAGGCAUCAGUCCAAUGUAUACCACGCCUACCAAAUAAUCAAAUCCCAUGGCAUACCCGACACAAACAUCGUGGUCAUGCACUACGAUGACCUGGCUAACAACAAGGCAAACCCAACGCCCGGUAUUGUGAUCAACGUACCCAACGGUCCCGAUGUCUACAAGGGUGUGCCCAAGGAUUAUACUGGCGCUGAUGUCAACCCCUUGAACUUUUUGGCGGUCCUGAGAGGUGACCCCAUAUUAGCCCGCAAUCACAAAAAGGUGAUCAAAAGUGGACCCAACGAUCACAUCUAUGUCUACUUCAUUGACCAUGGAGCACCGGAUUUAAUCGCAUUCCCCUCCCAAUACCUAUACGGCGAGGAGUUGAACGCCCAGUUCAAGCAAAUGUACCAGGACAAAAAGUACGCCAAAUUGGUGAUCAACAUUGAGGCAUGUAACUCUGGUAUGUAAUAAAAAAU
Messenger RNA from Oppiella nova, 734 nucleotides. The record is from the annotation of a GenBank genome assembly. Lineage: Eukaryota; Metazoa; Arthropoda; Arachnida; Sarcoptiformes; Oppiidae.